AUGAUGGCAGCCAGCGGGCGGAUUCGCAAGCGCAAGCAUAAAAGCCACACAAGUGGCGACACUCCGGCAGCGGCAGCCACAAUAGCAACGCCCUGGCCCAUGGCGGAUGAUGAGGCGACGGCGGAAGAGAGCGACGCAGCCCUCGCCGGGGACUAUAAUAAUUUCACGCAUAAUUUCGUCGAUUUGCAGAACCUCUUGAAUUUCAACGAAUUGCUGGGGAGCAACUCCAAUGGCACCACCAGCCCCGCCGGCAGCAGCUCUUCGAGCGCAUCGAGUACCAUCAAGUUGAAUAACGGCGCCAUUAUGGACACUCUGCUGGGCACGGUCCUGACCACGGCAACGGCCACGGUGGCACCAGCGGCCAGUUCGCUGAUAGCCACACUGGCGGCGGCCACCACGACAGCAUCGGCAGCAGCGGGAGAGAGAACGCUGGCCAUCGCCGAUGCCACCUCAUCCACCUAUUACGCCAACUUGCUGAGCAUGUCGCCGGCCACCACGAGCUUGAUCUCGGCGGCGGCGGCCACCAAGUCCUACAACGAGAGCACCCUCCGAUGGGAGCAGCUGGACGGGAGCGUGGACUUUGGAUUCGAUUCCCUGUACCGCCACUCGCUGGCCAUGUCCAUUGUGUACUGUGUGGCCUACAUUGUCGUGUUCCUGGUGGGCCUCAUCGGGAAUAGCUUCGUGAUUGCGGUGGUCCUGCGGGCGCCUCGCAUGCGGACGGUGACGAACUACUUCAUCGUGAAUCUGGCCAUUGCGGACAUCCUAGUCAUUGUCUUCUGCCUGCCAGCCACUCUGAUUGGCAACAUCUUUGUGCCCUGGAUGCUGGGAUGGCUGAUGUGCAAGUUUGUACCCUACAUACAGGGUGUCUCCGUGGCAGCCUCGGUUUACAGCCUAAUUGCCGUCUCCCUGGACAGGUUCAUUGCCAUCUGGUGGCCCCUGAAGCAGAUGACAAAGCGACGUGCCCGCAUCAUGAUAAUCGGCAUAUGGGUAAUCGCGCUGGUGACCACCAUACCGUGGCUGCUCUUCUUCGACCUGGUGCCCGCCGAGGAGCUCUUCUCCGACACCCUGCUCUCGGCCUACUCCCAGCCGCAGUAUCUAUGCCAGGAGGUCUGGCCCCAGGGCACCAAUGGAAACCUCUACUUCCUGCUGGCCAACCUUGUUGCCUGCUACCUGCUGCCCAUGUCCCUGAUCACCCUGUGCUACGUGCUCAUCUGGUUCAAGGUCUCCACGCGGUCGAUACCCGGCGAGUCGAAGGACGCCCAAAUGGACCGAAUGCAGCAGAAGAGCAAGGUGAAGGUCAUCAAGAUGCUGGUGGCGGUUGUCAUCCUGUUCGUGCUCUCCUGGCUGCCGCUCUAUGUCAUCUUUGCGCGCAUCAAGUUCGGCUCGGAUAUCUCGCCGCAGGAGCUGGAGGUCCUCAAGAAGGUGAUCCCGCUGGCCCAGUGGCUGGGCUCCUCAAACAGCUGCAUAAACCCCAUCCUCUACUCGGUGAACAAGAAGUACAGGCGAGGGUUCGCGGCCAUCAUCAAGUCGCGUAGCUGCUGCGGACGCCUCAGGUACUAUGACAACGUGGCUAUCGCCUCCAGCACGACCAGCACUCGGAAGUCGUCGCACUACCACCAGAACAGCUCCCGGAAGAGCCCGGGCAGCAAGGGCAACGCUGUAUCCUACAUCUAUGAGCACAACUCGCUGCGGCGCCACAACAUGAUGCUCAAGCAGGACAGCAACCUGUCGCAGCAGAUGCUGCUCAAGCAGGACUCGCACGGCUCGCGCCAGUUCCUCAUCAAGCAGGAGAGUUCCUGCAGCGACGCCUCCGGCAUCCGGCGACCGCUCUGCCAGCAGGAUAGCAACGGCUCCAAGGUGUCGCUCUCCAAGCAGGACUCGAUCGUCUCCUACAUGGAGUCGCGCCGGGCGGGCGGUCUCAACGACUCACUGACGGAAAGGGACAGUGUCUCGAGUGACUCACGCCGUCCGGGGGCCACACCGAUUUCCCUGCUGGAUAAGCGACAGAAGUUCGUCAAGCAGGACUCGGUGAUCUCGUUCGUGGACCAGCGUCCGGAGCAGCGGCGCCAUCAGCUGGUUAAGCAGGACUCGGUUAUCUCCUUUGCCGACCAGAGGCGCGGCCUGCUCCACAAGCAGGACUCGCUGAUGGCCAAUCGCACGGGUGAUGCACCCACCCACCACGUAUCCAUACUGAAGAAGACGGACUCGCAGCUCAGCUACGGAAGUUCGGCUUCUCCGCGCCGAAAUGCGGAUCUAUACGAAUAGGCUUAAAUGGGACAAAAACUAAACUCCAAACUACUGUAGGAACAGCCUACAAAUAAGAAGGUCGCUAAGGUCAAACAAUGCAAUUUG
Molecule: messenger RNA, 2352 nt
Organism: Drosophila kikkawai
Lineage: Eukaryota; Metazoa; Arthropoda; Insecta; Diptera; Drosophilidae
Gene: SIFaR
Product: SIFamide receptor
Biological process (GO): G protein-coupled receptor signaling pathway; cellular response to hormone stimulus
Cellular component (GO): plasma membrane
Molecular function (GO): neuropeptide Y receptor activity; peptide binding
Source: RefSeq, a predicted model, not a curated record